This is a messenger RNA of Hippocampus zosterae (dwarf seahorse), 2511 nucleotides long. Its product is annotated as poly(U)-binding-splicing factor PUF60-like. The transcript has 12 exons. Gene Ontology annotation, molecular function: RNA binding. Gene Ontology annotation, cellular component: precatalytic spliceosome; catalytic step 2 spliceosome. Gene Ontology annotation, biological process: regulation of alternative mRNA splicing, via spliceosome; mRNA splice site recognition; alternative mRNA splicing, via spliceosome. The record is from RefSeq and is a predicted model, not a curated record. Lineage: Eukaryota; Metazoa; Chordata; Actinopteri; Syngnathiformes; Syngnathidae. Bases 854 to 2200 code for a protein of 448 amino acids.
AGUCUCGCGAUCGUUCCUGAGCGAGGGCCUCUCCAUCUCCAGGGAGGUGUGCUUCAUGGCGGUCACGGAGACUGCGGUAAUUCUUUGUCGUCGACAAACGUCGUCUGUUAAUCACAUUUCUACUCAAGCGGACGUCGUUUAACAAAAUUUAUUGAGUCGUUGAAGCUUCCCCCAUCACCCCCAAACCCCUCGGGGCUUUUCUUCCUCAGUUUGGUGGAGCCAACGCUAGGCGGGUUUGGUAGGGAGGUGACGUUAUGACGAUGGAGAAUGGACAGGGCACAGGCUCUAAGCUUGGCCUGCCGCCGCUCACCCCGGAGCAGCAGGAGGCGCUGCAGCGGGCAAAGAAGUAUGCCAUGGAGCAGAGCAUUAAGAGUGUGUUGGUGAAGCAGACCAUUGCCCAUCAGCAACAGCAACUCACUAAUCUGCAGAUGGCAGCAGUGACUAUGGGCUUUGGAGAUCCUCUCUCACCUUUACAAUCGGUCAAUAGAUUAUUAAAUUUUUUUCUGUGCGCAUUCCCAAUGGAAAAAAAAAGGACUGUUGAUUUGGCAUCAAUCCCUGCAUAUAUCUGAGCAAAGAAUGACUAUUUUGUUAGCGUCCUUCUAGUGUAGCUGCCGUAAGUGAAUUGACAAAAGCUUUGAGAGACACUUCCAUAACUGCUAAGUGAAGUCACGGUGGGGCUUUUCCGUUUUUAGCUUUUGGAACGAAAGCUAAAGAUCUUUUGCUUUCAAAGGUCUAGAAGCGGUUUCUAUCACCAUCCUCGCAUGGGAUAACAGAUGGUUAGCCGUUGUCCCGUUCGCGGGAUGUCAACGAGAGCCAGAAGGUGGCAGCUCAGCGGCAGCGUGCUCUCGCCAUCAUGUGCCGGGUGUACGUGGGCUCCAUUUACUAUGAGCUUGGUGAGGACACCAUCAGACAGGCCUUUGCUCCUUUCGGCCCCAUCAAGAGCAUUGACAUGUCUUGGGACUCGGUGACAAUGAAGCACAAGGGUUUUGCCUUUGUGGAGUACGACGUGCCAGAGGCUGCCCAGCUGGCUCUGGAGCAGAUGAAUUCCGUCAUGUUGGGUGGGCGCAACAUUAAGGUUGGGCGGCCAAGUAACAUCGGUCAGGCGCAACCCAUCAUUGACCAGCUGGCAGAGGAAGCGCGUGCUUUUAAUCGCAUCUAUGUGGCCUCGGUGCACCCCGACCUGUCGGACGACGACAUCAAAAGUGUCUUUGAGGCUUUCGGGAGGAUCAAAUCGUGUACGUUAGCCCGUGACCCCACCUCCGGACGGCACAGAGGCUUCGGCUUCAUUGAGUAUGAAAAGCCUCAGUCGGCCGUGGACGCCGUGUCUUCAAUGAAUCUCUUUGACCUGGGGGGUCAGUACCUGCGGGUGGGCAAGGCGGUCACCCCACCCAUGCCCAUGCUUACCCCCACCACCCCCGGUGGUCUGCCACCGGCGGCGGCAGUGGCUGCAGCGGCGGCCACUGCCAAGAUUACGGCCCAGGCAAGUAUGAAUCCCUUCCAAAGGGAUUUAAUGGCCUUCCAGGAGGCCGUAGCUGGCGCGUCAGUCCUGGGGGCGUUAGCUGCGCCCCAGCUUCUUAGUCAGCAGAUGGGAAUACCGCAGGCCGUUAUGGCCGCGCAGGCGCCCGGCGUCAUCACAGGGGUGACUCCUGUGCGUCCCCCCAUCCCAGUGCUCCCCCAGGUGGGCCUGGUGAACCCUGUGCUAGCGUCGCCACCCGUCCUCUCCAGUCAGGUGCUGGCGGCGGCAGCCGCCGCCGGCCAGCUGCAGGAGAAGAAGGAGGAGAAAGAGGAGGCGCUCCAGGACGGCACGGGCCAGGAGAUGCUGAGCGACCAGGAGCACAUGAGCAUCUCGGGCAGCAGUGCCAGACACAUGGUCAUGCAGAAGCUGCUUCGAAAGUCAGAGUCCACAGUAAUGGUCCUGCGCAACAUGGUUGGCCCUGAGGACAUAGACGACGCCCUGGAAGGCGAAGUGACGGAAGAGUGCGGCAAGUUCGGCUCGGUCAACCGCGUCAUCAUCUACCAGGAGAAGCAGGGGGAGGAGGAGGACGCCGACAUCAUCGUCAAGAUUUUUGUGGAGUUCUCCAUGGCAUCGGAGAUGAACAAAGCCAUCCAGGCACUCAACGACCGCUGGUUCGGCGGGCGCAAGGUGGUCGCCGAGGUCUAUGACCAAGACCGCUUCAACAGCAGCGAUCUGUCCGCGUGAACCACUUCCACACUCGUACCCCUCAUUCCCCUUACUGGCUAUGUCUCUUUUUGUUUUGCUUUUUUUUUUUUUGGAAGAAUAGCUGUUAAUUAAUGAGGCCCCAUUGGGAGUUUGUUUGGCUUUGUUAGCUGUAAAGACUCCUCCGUGGUGCAAGUUUCACAUUUUUGUAACCCAGACUCAAUUAAACAAACAAAUAUAUUCAUUUUGUUUUGUUUUUUUUGGGGGGGGGCUCAUUGACAUUUUUAUAAAAAAUGAAAUCAUUGGACCAUGUAAACACUUUGUUUUUACAAUUAAAGGUUAUUUGUCCACAA